This is a messenger RNA of Capsaspora owczarzaki ATCC 30864, 2447 nucleotides long. Its product is annotated as ABC transporter. Bases 20 to 2296 code for a protein of 758 amino acids. Gene Ontology annotation, cellular component: plasma membrane. The record is from RefSeq and is a predicted model, not a curated record. The transcript has 6 exons. Gene Ontology annotation, molecular function: ATP binding; ATP hydrolysis activity; ABC-type transporter activity. NCBI's taxonomy places the organism in Eukaryota, Filasterea, Ministeriida, Capsasporidae.
UUUGUUUUCAAAUUUGACAAUGGCUGACGAACUGAGCCCAGCGGUUGGCGGCGAAUCUGCCUCAUCGCUCACGCCCAGCUACAGCGCCGCCAUCGAUGUCCCACCAGCAUCGUCCUCCUCUGCUGCUGCUGCUGGAGUGACUGCCCAUGCAAACGCAGGCAAUGCGCGCCAAGUGACGCUGGCAUGGCGCAAUCUGGGCGUCAACGUUCCGCUCAAGGUCAAGCGCCAGGCAGCUGCGGCCGGCGCCCCGACCUCCAAGCGCAUUCUCCAGGACGUCUCUGGCAUGGCGCAACCGGGACAGCUGCUCGCCAUCAUGGGCCCGUCGGGCUCCGGAAAGACCACCCUGCUCAACAUUCUGUCGGGCCGCAGCGACGACAAGAUGCGCGUCGAGGGUGACAUUCUCAUCAAUGGCUCGCCGAUGGAAAAGCGCCAUCGCCGUGUUAUUGGCUAUGUGCGCCAGUCGGAUGUGCACUUUAACAACCUGACAUGCCGUGAAAUCCUGUCCUUCUCGGCCAACAUUCGCCUGCCCACGGAGCUGAGCGUUGCAGACCGCCAUCAGCGCGUCGAGGCCAUCAUUGACGAGCUCGGCCUCCGAAAGUGCGCAGACACGAUCGUCGGCGGCAAUCUCAUCCGUGGCAUUUCGGGCGGUGAGAAGAAGCGUCUCUCGGUCGGCGUCGAGCUCAUCACCUCGCCCUCGCUGCUCUUCUUGGACGAGCCCACCUCGGGCCUCGACUCGCACAUGGCCUACACGCUGUUCGAGCAUCUCGACGAGCUCAAAAAGUCCUCCAAGCGCACCGUUGUCACCACCAUCCACCAGCCUUCGUCCAAGCUCUUUAGCACGUUCGAUCUCCUCCUCUUGCUCUCGGAAGGUCGCGUCUUUUACUUUGGCCCCGUCGCCGACGCCAUCACGUACUUUUCCAAGACGUGCCGCCUCCAGUGCCCCGUCUACUCCAACCCGGCAGAAUACUUCCUCGACGUGGCCUCCAUCCGCUUGCACCCGCACAUGUCGCAGGAGCUCGGCUACCCGACCACCGACGAGAACGGCCAACCUCUGCCGACGCUCAACUGGGAUCUCCUGGUGAGCCUGUACGAGAAGACGCGCCAGGACUACACCCUCAAGUCCAUUGAAGAGGCGCGCGUCCGAUGCCUCGCCGAGCAACAGGUGAUUCAGGCCGAGAUGGAGGCUCGCGGUCUGACUGUGCGCAAGCGGUCUCGCUUUGGCUUUGCCAACAGCCGGGCAAACUCGUCUGCAACCGUCGCCGUCCAGCAAGUCGAGAUGGAGGAUCUCCAAGCCGAAGCCAUGGAGAAGGGCAACGGCCAUGCGAACGGCAAAACGAACGGCCAUGCUGGUGCUGCUGCUGCUGCUGCUGCUCAGCAGAACGCGCUGGCGGAGCUGGCGCCCGAGGUUCUUGCCAACCUCACCAGCAACGAGACGUAUGCUCAGCCAACGUGGUACCAGUUCCAAGUGCUGGCCCGUCGAUCCUUCAUGUCCUUCAUCCGUGACAAGCGCUACUUCCGCGCUCGUAUCAUGCAGGUCAUUAUCAUGUCCGUCCUCAUCGGCAUCAUUUUCCUUCGCCUGCCCUACUCUCAGGCCGGUGUUUCUGCUCGCUCUGGCGGCAUCUUCUUCUUGAUGAUGCAAGCUGGUAUUUCGCCCAUGAUGAACAUUCUUCACGUCUUCCACGCUGAGCGCGAAGUCAUCACUCAUGAACGUGACGGCAAAUGGUACACUUGCUUUGCCUACUAUGCUGCCAAAUCCAUCACCGAACUGCCCUUCCAGCUGCUUGAGCCCCUGCUCUUCACUGUGAUUGCGUACUGGCUGAUGGGCCUCAACGACAGCGCCGAACGCUUCUUUGGCAUGAUUGGCAUCAUGAUGCUCACGUCCCUCUGCGGCUCCUCGUUCGGUCUUAUGCUCGCUGCCUCGACCCCGUCGUUCCAAGUUGCCACGAUCUUUGCCUCGCUCAUGAUGAUGUUCCUGAUUCUCUUCUCCGGCUUCUUUGUGCUCAACGACCUCAUUCCCAUUUGGCUUCGAUGGAUCAAGUACAUCUCCUUCAUGUACUACAGCUUUGGAUUGCUGCUGCAAAACGAGUUCUCUGGCGGCUCGUACUAUUGCGAACCUUCGGAAUUUGCUCCCAACCACACUUGCCCCAUCACAACCGGUGCGCAGGCCUUGCAGAACCUCGGCGCCGCUGACACCAAGAUUGGCGAGAACAUUAUCAUUUUGGUGGCUCUGAUUGUGGCGGCACGCACCGUCUGCUUCUUGGCACUCCGCCACUACAAGCCGAAGGGUGUCCACUGAAAGCCCCUGCGGACUCUGAUUCUCGCUUCGUUGAUGGAUAUCUUGAUACGGUUGUGGAUGACUUGUUACGAUCUGUUUGUGGUGAAUGUUUCGAGGAUGAAGGUUGCGCGUGUUGUCAACUCUCAAAGAAAAUUGAAUUCUCUAAUCAAAG